Lucilia cuprina (Australian sheep blowfly) is the source of this 4333-nucleotide messenger RNA. RefSeq names its product transcription factor cwo (gene cwo). Gene Ontology annotation, cellular component: nucleus. Gene Ontology annotation, biological process: regulation of transcription by RNA polymerase II; regulation of circadian rhythm; regulation of neurogenesis. The transcript has 4 exons. The coding region runs from base 1298 to 3250 and encodes 650 amino acids. Gene Ontology annotation, molecular function: RNA polymerase II cis-regulatory region sequence-specific DNA binding; DNA-binding transcription factor activity, RNA polymerase II-specific; protein dimerization activity. The record is from RefSeq and is a predicted model, not a curated record. NCBI's taxonomy places the organism in Eukaryota, Metazoa, Arthropoda, Insecta, Diptera, Calliphoridae.
UAAAUGCUCACGUUUUUAAAGCAUUAAUUUUGGUUGGUGUAACAAAGAAAAAAUUCACAAAAAUUUAAUUUCGAAAUCAAAUAAAAAAAAGUUGAAAAAGAGCAUACAGCAAUAGCAACAACAAAAUCAGCACACAUACACAAUUAAUUUCGUGUGGACUUUGGUAUUUUUUUUUAACUAUUGUAUCGAUGUGUGUAGUAGAAAUAUCUAGUGAAUAAAUACGAAAAAAAUUUGAAAACAACAAGCAGCCAGUGAGAGUUUGCUUAACACAAAAAACAACAACAAUACGAAAACGUUUCUUAUUUUUCGUUUUAUAAUUAUUUGCUCUCAACGCAGUCAAGUGUUUGUUAUUUCUCUCAGUGUAAGAGUAAGAAGAGUGCGAGUGUGCAGGUGUGUAAUGUAAGUUGGUCGUGUGCACACAAUUUACAAAUAAACAUACAAGCAAACGUGAAAAAGUGUUGUAAGCAAACGAAUAGUGCUACGCGUGCAAGUUACAACGUAAGAAUUUCUCUAAAAAUCCAUUAGAAAAAAAAACACCGACAAAUUACACCUGUCUUUAUAAUAAAUUAAAAGAAAGUUUAAACAAUUUUAUUAUACAUAAAAAAAAACAUUAUUAAAAAUCAGUGUAAAACCAAUAAAAAAAGCAUUUAAAUUUAAAAAAAUUAACAAAAAUUCCCACCUUUAAAAAAAAUUAAUCACAACCCCAUAAAAUCAAACGUGUUCAAUGUCUUAACAAAAUUACCGUAAUUACUAACUGUUGCUCUCCUCCUUUUACUCUCAAUUUUAACGGUUAAACUCUGAGCUGUAGUGUUAUUCCUUAAAACAAAAACAAAUUAAACAAAAUAAAAGGCAGCCAGACAUACAAACAUAAAUAUUGUUUGUCUCAGUUUCAUUUUUACUCUCCACAAAACAACAACCUGUUUGAGUGUAUAUUUCUUAAAUUGUUUUAUACUGUGUUUAAUAAUAAAUAAAAAAAAUAACAAAAUUUUAUAAAUUUUUUAAAAACAAACUUACUUAAAAACAAAAAAAAAACAUCAACAUUCCACCACAACAGCAAAUUGUCUUAAAAGCUUCAACGCUGCCGCCAACUAUUACAUCCUGUUCAUUAGCAACUCCUGCUAAAAUUAACAAACAAUCGUUCUUCUUAACAUCGUCAUCAUCAUCAUCACCCACUUUAUCGUCGUCGUCAUUGACGUUGAACCUUAGUGAUAUUUCGGGCCCACGCUAUAACAACAACAGCAACAUCAUUGAGAAGCAAACGAUUAUUAGCAGGCGUCAGAAAAUUGAAAACGAAAUUAUGGAACCGUAUUGGAGCGAAGCAAAUGGACAUGCUCCACACUCGGUGAAGUAUGAGAAUGAGGCAGCAGUAUCCAGUUUUCCUUAUUGUACAGAAUCUAGUUUAAAUUUUUCAACAAAUGCCACCGCCUACAGCGAGGAUGAUGCAGAAUAUGCCACCGGAAGACGUAAUAAAACCUCGAGGCAAGAUCCGUUGUCACAUCGUAUUAUUGAAAAGAGACGACGAGAUCGGAUGAAUUCAUGUUUGGCCGAUUUGUCACGCCUAAUCCCACCGCAAUAUCAACGUAAAGGGCGUGGUCGUAUUGAAAAAACUGAAAUCAUUGAAAUGGCCAUACGUCAUCUGAAACAUUUACAAAGUGAAUGUCUGCAGAAGGAUAAUGAAUAUCGUAUGGGCUACACAGACUGUAUGAAGGAGGCGGCAAAAUUUCUAUAUGAUAGUCAAAUGCAAGAAUUCUGCUACCGUUUAUUGGCCCGCCUCCAGGAGCAUUGUGAUGAGAUCAUGAAAAAUGAUUGUUUCCGUAAUCGUGGUGGUUGUCAUGCGUCCGAUAAUGUGAGUGCUUCUAGUGGUAGUCCACAUCAAACGUUUCAUCCGGUACCUCCCUUAUGCCAAUUACGUGAUAUGUUAGGCACUUCCGAUAUUGAGCACAGUAAUGAUCACAAUGAUGUAAAAGAUCUCAGUUUCCGCAAUCACAUUAAUCAAUUGCAGCGCAAUGUUAAUGUCACUCAAAUGGAUACUAAUGCCAAUGAUGGUCAUGGUAUCGCCAGUGUAACUAAUAAUACAAACAAUAACAUUUCUAGUAAUUCAACUACAACGGCUUCGGCAGUUACUGCUAAUAAUCCAACAAGUUCGUCGACAACGUCUGGUAAUUUGAGCGUUAGUUCAGCGGCACAGCAGCAACCACAACAACAGCCUCACCAAGCUCCCGUUAUUACCUCAACUGCUCCAGCUUCCCUGCAUCACCACACAGACUCCAGUAAUCAUGAUUUCGAUUCAUCCCGAGAGCCUAUACUACACACCGAUACUUCAAAUAUGCAUUCACCACCCCCGCGCGAUACACUACUCUCCAGCCAUCAUCAUCAUCACCUCAACAAUACACAUGCUCACUUGGGCCAUCACCAAGACAGCAUGCUGCAGGGACGUUUACGCAAUUACUCCGAGUCAUCGCAUGAUAUUGAGCACAACAAUAACUACAAGUACAAAAAUCACAUAAAGGAACGCUUUAAUCAUGAACUGCACGACGAGGAGACAUCCAGUGAACAUGGUCCUGCCCCGCCAUUAUUGCAAAGCGAAAAUUCCCACGCUCAUUCCGAACAUUCUAAGGAUGGCACUGAGCCUGAAAUUGCUCCCAUUAUUGCCAAAAAACGUAAAUUGGCUGAAGCUGCCAGCAGUCACAAUGACAGCACUACCGAUGAUGCUGAUGUACGUGUCGCUACCUCCUCAAGAACCAACAACAUUAACCUCUUGAAUUCAGUGACCAGAGAUGAGAAGCCCUUUGGACCUUUUAGUGAUAUUAAAACUGAGGCCUCCACCGGUCCACUGAUACAUAAUAAAACCCAUUUAAGUGCUCCCACCAGUACCACCGCCCCACUGCCGGCCCGUAGCUUUGCUGUGCCCAUAUUUGCUCUGCACAGCCAAGGCACCUAUUAUGUACCCCUUAACGUCGACUACAAUGUGCUGAUACCCUUCCUCAAUGGUGUCGAUUUAUUGGAAAAGAACUUUACCUCAAUGCCUGUGGUGCAUCCGAUUAAUAUUAAUGUAAACUUCAUGCCCACCACCUCGGCUUCUCUAUUGGCUGUGGCUGCAGCAGCAGUGGCGGCUGGCAAACAGCAACAACAACAGCAGCAAUCGACCACAGUACUAAAUGGUUCCGUGGCCACAGCAGCCGCUAAUGCAGUGGCUGCGGUAGCUAAAGCCAAAUUUGAAGCCAUAACAAAUGUUGCAAACGGUUGGUGAAUAAAAUAUUUAAAUGCAUUAUUUUUUGUUAUAGAAAAAAUAAAAAAAUCAUAACUCUAUAAAUUGAAUACGAAUUUCAAUUCAAUUUUAUUCAUGUUAUCUUUAAAAGAAGUCACACACACCACCACUACCACCACCAACAACAGUGGUGGGCAGCUUCCAAAUAAAAAUGCAAAUUGAAUUGAAAUUGAAAAAUCUACCACAACAAACUAAUAUUAUUAGUAAUACUAAUAGAAAAAAACAAGAUAAUGAAAUGGAACUACCUCAGAAUGCUGUGAAAAUAAUCAUAUAAUGGUUUUUUAUAGCUAGAAUCUAAAAGGAAGGUACAUAUUGUAUGUAUUUGAAACACACAAACAAACAAAUAAAAAAACUCUAAAAUAUUCAAUUGUAACUCCCUAUAAUAAUGAACGAUAAAUGCCAUUGCAAAAUCGCUUGAUAGACCAUAUUUUGCAAUUGUAGCAAAGUAUAAUGAACUGAUUUAAAAAAUAUUUUUAUCUCUUUGAAUAUUAUGGCUACAAAAGUUCUUUUCAAUCAUGUUUUUGAUGUGGUUCUACAAAAUACUUUUUAAAUAUAGUAGCCAUAUAAUUGAUUGAUUUCUGAUCCGUUCGAUUGAUUUUGAGAAAUUGGAUUUGUCCGUUAUGAACAAUAGAUACAUAUUUGUUCUUUAUGACAUGUUUAUAAACAUUGUUGCGGACACUUUGCUUUUUAACCCUCCGAUAAUCACGUACGUAGCGCAUGUAUCUGGCGAGAUACACUAUGUAUUUCAGUACAUUUAUAUGAAAAAUAUGCCAUUUUAGUAACAAUAUUACGAUAUCUAACAAUAUUUGUAGAGGGUACCUGGAGACUCAAACCCCUAACCAAAUUAGAAAUAUAUUAAAAUCACAGUUAAAUUCGUAAAAUAUCUGGCCAGAUACAUGUGCAUGACGGAGGGUUAAAGCUCAAAGUUGCAUUGUUAAUAAGACCUGGUCCACACUAGAAAACUUUUGUUGAAAAACUUUUUCUUAAAACUUUUUCUUAAUUUCCCUGGGAAACUUUUGUUUCAGAAACUACGUGUUAAUUGCUUUUUAUAACCAACACCACUUU